Fraxinus pennsylvanica is the source of this 1317-nucleotide messenger RNA. NCBI's taxonomy places the organism in Eukaryota, Viridiplantae, Streptophyta, Magnoliopsida, Lamiales, Oleaceae. The record is from the annotation of a GenBank genome assembly.
AUGGGUUGCUUUCCUUGUUUUGAUUCAAAGGAGGAGGAAAAGCUAAAUCCCCAAACAGAGAGAGAUGAUCACAAGGAAGUCCAACCAAACAUUUCAUCCAACAUAUCAAGAUUGUCAUCUGGUGCAGAUAGGGCCAAAUUAAGAAGCAAUGUUGGGCCAAGGAAAGAACCAUCAGGACCAAAAGACGCACCUGUUGCUCAAAUUGCUGCACAGACAUUUACUUUUCGCGAGCUUGCUUCUGCUACAAAUAACUUUAGGCCAGAGUGUUUCUUAGGGGAAGGAGGAUUUGGACGUGUCUACAAAGGGCGGCUUCCCAAUGGACAGGUUGUUGCUGUUAAGCAGUUAGAUAGGAACGGGCUUCAGGGUAAUCGAGAAUUUUUGGUAGAGGUUCUUAUGCUUAGCCUUCUACAUCAUCCUAACUUGAUGAAUCUAAUUGGUUACUGUGCUGAUGGGGAUCAGAGGCUUCUUGUCUAUGAAUUUAUGCCCUUGGGAUCCUUGGAAGAUCACCUUCUUGAUCUUCCACUUGAUAAAGAACCAUUAGAUUGGAACACGAGAAUGAAGAUAGCAGCUGGUGCAGCUAAAGGUGAAAGAUAUUCCCCAAAGCUCUCCGACUUUGGACUUGCAAAACUUGGUCCUACAGGAGACAAGUCGCACGUGUCCACCAGGGUCAUGGGAACGUAUGGUUAUUGUGCUCCCGAGUAUGCCAUGACUGGGCAACUGACAGUUAAAUCUGAUGUCUACAGUUUUGGGGUUGUCUUCUUAGAGCUCAUCACUGGACGUAAAGCCAUUGACGGCACCCGGCCACAUGGAGAACAGAACCUUGUUGCGUGGGCACAGCCAUUGUUCAAUGACCGGAGGAAAUUUGCUAAAUUGGCAGAUCCACGGCUGCACGGCAAGUAUCCUAUGCGGGGUCUUUAUCAGGCUCUGGCUGUGGCAUCCAUGUGUAUCCAAGAACAGGCUGCUGGUCGCCCUCUGAUUGGAGAUGUCGUCACUGCACUUUCUUAUUUGGCAAAUCAGGCGUAUGAUACUAGUAUAGCUCCUGGGCAUAGCUACAGGAUUUCAGUGGACAAGGACGAUAACAGAAACAAAGAUGAGCGAGGUAGAAAAAUAUUGAGGAAUGAAGAGGGGGGAGGAUCUGGACGCAAGUGGGACUUGGAAGGAUCUGAGAAGGACGAUUCUCCAAGAGAAACUACGAAAAUGUUGAACAGGGACUUGGACAGGGUACGCGCAGUUGCGGAAGCUAAGAUGUGGGGUGAGAAUUGGCGGGAAAAAAGACGACAAUGUGCUCAAGGAAGUUUCGACGGCAGGAAUGGGUAG